This is a messenger RNA of Chiloscyllium plagiosum (whitespotted bambooshark), 1551 nucleotides long. NCBI's taxonomy places the organism in Eukaryota, Metazoa, Chordata, Chondrichthyes, Orectolobiformes, Hemiscylliidae. The record is from RefSeq and is a predicted model, not a curated record.
CUGACUUGACUGGGCAGGCAGUCUGGAUGUUUCAGUCAGCUAUUAAUGAAUCUCUACACAGGGAACAGUGCAAUGAAGGUUAUGUUUGUAUUCCUCGUUUAUUUAGGAUGUGCCUCUGCAUAUCAAGUGGAUAAUGGGGACACAUUCUACUACCGGAUGUUACACUAUAAGAAGCUGCAGCCGAUUCUAAGUCAAGGUACCUUUUCCUGGGCUAAUUGUGGGAGUGAGAAGGAACCUGCAGUCCUUAAGAGUCUUUCAAUCCAACCAGAUCCGAUCUCUAUUCCUGGGGAUCUACAGGCCAGUGCUGCAGGUUUCACUGCUCUUAAUCUUACAGCACCUUUGACGGUGAACGUAACACUGGAAAAGGAAGUUGCUGGAGUUUGGGUGAAAAUUCCGUGUGUUGAUGAAAUUGGAAGUUGUGUUUAUGGCGAUGUCUGCCGACUACUGGACUUAGUGAUUCCACCUGGACAAGACUGCCCAGAGCCACUAUAUACAUAUGGACUCCCAUGUCACUGUCCUUUCAAAGCGGGUGAGUACUCUCUGCCAAACACUUACUUCGACCUCCCUCCUGUUGCGCUGCCGCCUUGGAUGGCCAGUGGGAAUUACAAAGCUAUGGGCAUUCUUACCAGAAACAAUCAGGAGCUGGCUUGUCUCAAGGGCACCUUCUCUCUCAAGACACAGUGAUCAAAUCAAACUAUUCACCUCCUAUUCCAGAAGUUGAACUUCUCGGAUGCAGAAUCAGAAAUUGCUUUCUAUGUCUACGCUAACAUUAAUAAUGCGUGCUCAGUAUUUUUUCUUCUCUCUAAAAUCAAAAGCUGUUUUGAAGCAGUAAACAAUUUGUUUCAGUUCUACAUUGAAUCAGGAAUUGUCUCUGUUAACCUCAUAUUCUGUGGUCAUGAACUGGACCUACGAUACUUGCUUCUGCUUUUCUAAGUGUAGAUCGUGGUUACGGGUCAUUCGACUAUCAGGUACAAAUGACACCGGUACAAAUGUAUUGUCACAGUGUACUAUUUAUCCGAGCUAUAAACAGAGAGCUAAGUGAAACCAUAAGAAACAGGAACAAGAGUAGGUCAUUUGGCCCCGCACACCUGUUCCGCUGUUCAGUGGGAUCAUGGCUGAUCCAACAUUCCUCAUUUCCGCUUUCCUACUUCAUCCUCUUAACUCUUGAUUCCCCUAUUGAUUAAGAAUCUAUCUUGUAUGAUCAUACAGAUAAUGAAAGAGGCCUUUUGGCCCAGCAUUCCUGUGCUGUUUUUUGAAAGAGUUUUCCAAAUACCCUGUCUUUUCCCCACAUUUCUCACCCUUAUAUAUUCAUUCAAUUCCCCUUUGAAUCUGUUUCCACCACUUGCACAGUUUGCAGGUUAAAAAAAUCCCCCCUAAUUCUUUUCCUGAUUAUCUAAUAUCUGUUUACCAAGUUUCCUUCCAAUGGGAACAGUUUUCCUUAUCACAGGAUGGUUACAGCACAGGAAGCAGCCAUUUGGCCCAUUGCAUUCAUGCUGGCUCUCUGCAGCUCAUCUAUUGCCACUCCCCACCUUUACCUGAGGCCCUGCAUAU